UUCUGCCUCCUUCCCUCUCCCGUCCUUCUCCAACUUCGUCGUAUGGAUCGCGAAGCAGUGUUUGAGUUUCUUGGGCAAGUCCCAUUGAUGCAGCGGCUCCCCAGUUCUUCUCUCCGAAAGAUAGCGGAGGUCGUUCAAGUGAAGCAUUACGAGUGUGGUGAGUACGUGGUUCAUGAGGGAGAAACUGGAGAGGGCCUCUACUUUAUCUGGGAAGGCCAGGCUGAGGUUUCUGGAUCUGUUAAUGCAGAGGAAGGGCAUCGGCCAGAGUUCCUACUGAAACAGUAUGAUUAUUUUGGCUAUGGUAUAACUUUGACCUGUCAAUGCAUUUUUCGCCUAUAUUUAAGGCUUCUUUUCUGUCAUUAAGUAUUGCAGAUCCUU
Phoenix dactylifera (date palm) is the source of this 378-nucleotide messenger RNA. The record is from RefSeq and is a predicted model, not a curated record. NCBI's taxonomy places the organism in Eukaryota, Viridiplantae, Streptophyta, Magnoliopsida, Arecales, Arecaceae.